Molecule: messenger RNA, 5012 nt
Organism: Haliaeetus leucocephalus (bald eagle)
Lineage: Eukaryota; Metazoa; Chordata; Aves; Accipitriformes; Accipitridae
Gene: NCBP1
Product: nuclear cap binding protein subunit 1, 80kDa
Exons: 22
Coding region: 1-2415 (804 amino acids)
Biological process (GO): regulation of mRNA processing; nuclear-transcribed mRNA catabolic process, nonsense-mediated decay; mRNA export from nucleus
Cellular component (GO): nucleus; nuclear cap binding complex
Molecular function (GO): protein binding; mRNA binding; RNA cap binding
Source: RefSeq, a predicted model, not a curated record
AUGUGUCCCCGCUCCCGGGCAGGCGGCGGAGACCCGCGCCCGGGGCCGCUGCCCCGGGGAAAGCGGGAGGGGAGGCCCGGCCCCCUGCGGGCUCCCCCGCCCCGGGACCUCGAUGACCCCAUCAUCUCCGCAGCAGUUAGGGCUGAUGACAGUAAUUCAUCUUUGGAGAGCAACUUGGAGGGCCUAGCUGGUGUUUUGGAAGCUGAUCUGCCAAAUUACAAAAGCAAGAUACUAAGAAUACUAUGUACUGUUGCACGUCUGUUACCAGAAAAACUUACUGUUUACACAACACUAGUUGGGUUGCUGAAUGCCAGGAACUACAAUUUUGGUGGAGAAUUUGUAGAAGCCAUGAUUCGUCAGCUUAAAGAAUGUCUGAAAGUCAAUAUGUAUAACGAAGCUGUGCAUUUAGUUCGUUUUCUGUCUGAUCUUGUGAAUUGUCACGUAAUAGCUGCACCUUCAAUGGUAGCUAUGUUUGAGAAUUUUGUGAGUGUGACACAGGAGGAAGAUGUACCCCAAGUGCGGUGUGACUGGUAUAUGUUUGCAUUUCUGUCUUCUUUGCCUUGGGUUGGAAAGGAGUUAUAUGAAAAAAAGGAUGCCGAAAUGGAUCGCCUCUUGUCUCAGACAGAAAGCUAUUUGAAACGCCGUCAGAAGAUCCAUGUACCCAUGCUCCAAGUCUGGACUGCUGAUAAACCACAUCCACAAGAAGAGUAUUUAGACUGCCUUUGGUCUCAGAUUCAGAAGUUGAAAAAAGACCGGUGGCAAGAACGGCACAUUCUGAGGCCCUACUUGGCUUUUGACAGCAUUCUUUGUGAAGCGCUGCAACACAAUCUGCCUCCGUUCACUCCUCCACCUCACACCGAAGAUUCAGUGUACCCAAUGCCAAGGGUUAUAUUUAGGAUGUUUGACUACACAGAUGAUCCUGAGGGCCCUGUCAUGCCUGGCAGCCACUCUGUUGAACGAUUUGUAAUAGAAGAGAACCUUCACUGCAUCAUCAAAUCCCACUGGAAAGAGAGAAAGACUUGUGCUGCACAGCUGUUGAGCUAUCCAGGAAAUAACAAGAUCCCCUUGAACUACCACAUAGUAGAGGUAAUAUUUGCAGAAUUGUUUCAACUUCCAUCUCCACCACACAUUGAAGUCAUGUACACAACGCUCCUGAUUGAACUGUGCAAACUUCAGCCUGGCUCUUUACCACAAGUUCUUGCACAAGCCACAGAAAUGCUCUACAUGCGUUUGGAUACAAUGAAUACAACAUGCGUGGACAGAUUUAUUAACUGGUUUUCUCACCACUUGAGCAACUUCCAGUUCCGUUGGAGCUGGGAAGAUUGGUCAGAUUGUCUUACUCAGGACCUUGAAAAGCCUAAACCCAAAUUUGUGAGAGAGGUUUUGGAAAAGUGCAUGAGACUCUCCUACCAUCAGCGAAUAAUAGACAUUGUUCCUGCAAGUUUUUCUGUCCUCAGUCCUGCUAAUCCAGUGUGCAUUUACAAAUAUGGAGAUGAAAGUAAUAGGUCUCUUCCUGGAUAUACUGUGGCACUCUGUUUAACAAUUGCAAUUAAAAAUAAGGCCAGCAAUGAUGAAAUCUUCAGCAUUUUAAAAGAUGUGCCCAAUCCAAACCAGGAUGAUGAUGAUGAUGAAGGGUUUACCUUCAACCCUCUGAAAAUAGAAGUCUUUGUUCAGACUCUGCUCCAUCUAGCUGCAAAGUCUUUCAGCCACUCCUUCAGUGCCCUGGCAAAGUUUCAUGAAGUCUUCAAAACACUUGCUGAAAGCGAUGAGGGGAAACUCCAUGUUCUGAGGGUUGUAUAUGAGGUUUGGAAGAAUCAUCCACAGAUGAUUGCUGUGCUUGUGGACAAGAUGAUUCGGACACAAAUUGUUGACUGUGCUGCAGUAGCAAACUGGAUCUUCUCUUCAGAGCUUGCACAUGAUUUUACUAGGUUUUAUAUCUGGGAGAUCUUACAUUCCACAAUUCGUAAGAUGAAUAAACAUGUUCUGAAGAUUCACAAGGAACUGGAGGAGACUAAGGCAAGAUUGGCCAGGCAGCACAAAAGACGAGACAGUGAUGAUGAUGAUGAUGACGAUGACCGAAGCAGCGAUCGGGAAGAUGGACCGCUAGAAGAGCAGAUAGAGCGCUUGCAGGAGAAAGUAGAGUCAGCCCAGAGUGAGCAAAAGAAUCUCUUCCUUGUUAUAUUCCAGCGUUUCAUUAUGUUGUUAACUGAGCACUUAGUGCGCUGUGAGACUGGUGGAAUUGAUGUAUUUACACCUUGGUACAAGAGCUGUAUAGAGAGGUUGCAGCAGAUCUUCCUGCAGCAUCACCAGAUAAUCCAGCAGUACAUGGUGACCCUAGAGAACCUCCUGUUUACAGCUGAAUUGGACCACCACAUACUGGCUGUGUUUCAGCAGUUCUGUGCUCUGCAGGCCUGAGGAUUAUUGACAGGCAGAGUCUUGUCUGCAGGACUUUAAUGAAUUUUUUUUUUUUUUUUUUUAUUGGGAAAACUUGACAUGGGGAUAGAAGAAAUUUUUGACUAAAACUGGCUUUCAUGUGCUCCUAUAUAAAACAAUACAGUACUCUGACCAACAGCAAACUGUGUAAGCAUCAUAAGCCUUACAAGAUAUGACUGAUAGGGGAUAGAUGCAAAGCAAAGUAUGAAUUCUUUUUGUUGUCUUCUAACUUGGUUUGACUCUCGACUUCAUGAUAGUAUUUUUGUUUCUCCCCAGUUGUUUAUAUAAAAAUAAAAAUCGGGAAAAAACAAACAAACAAGAAAACCCCAAACAAUAGAAUUUGUUACCUCUGCCUGGCCCUUAAAUCAAAGGAAUUGCAGAAAUGAGAAACAGUUCAUAGUGUUUUGUGAGUAUGAAAGGGAAUGGACCUUCUCAAUGAGCAGUGUGGUAAGUUCUCUAGUAUGGCACAGGAAAAGUGUCUUAGCUUUGGGCAUGUGAAACACUUGAGUUAAGCUUUCAAAGUAGUAUAGAGCAUAUGGAUUUGUUUAUUACCAAGCCAGCUAGAUUUUCACAGUUCAAAAGAACAUGGUUGUAAUACAAUUGAAGUAUGUUUUUGAAAUGUAUUGUCUAGUGUCUUAUUACAGUAGCUACAAACAAUCGGUAGAGGAACUUCAUGGACAACUUCUGAAAAAUGCAAUCCUUUUUGCAGUAUAGUCGAAGAAUCAUUAACUGCUCCUGGCAGCAGUCGUCACUGGUAAAUAGAGACAGUAAGGAAGAGUUGGAGUGGAACAAACUUUAGACUUCCAUACUGCAAGCCUUACCUGGGUGUUGGGAACUCCAGCCCCAGAUGCUAGGGGAGAGAACAGGGCAGUGUUCAGCUUGUUCCUUUAUUUCAGCCUGUAACUAGUUGGGCUGCCAAGCUUGCGCUGGGCUGGGCCUGCAGUGGUGCCAGAAAUCUUUCUGGUAGCGGUGGUGGAUGAACCAAGUGCCCUUGCCUCAUCUGGCUUUGUAACAACUGCUUUGCAGUGGCUGCUUCUGCUGCCCUUCCCUUGCUUAAAAUGUAACAACAGCAUGUGGCUCCCAUGUCUUCAGAAAACAUUUUAAUGCUAAAUUAAGUGAUAUCUCACAGGAGACUUAGACUGGGAAAACACAGCCUGGAAAUAGAGUAGCCUUAGUUUUGAGUUACACAAAUAACAUUACAUACCUAAAUGCCAAGCCAGAGUGGUCUGUAUUAUGGUAAGCAGUGAUGAAUGGCAGAGACACUGCCUUAGGUGCUCAGGUCCAUCAGUCUGCAGUAUAUUUCCAAGCUGUUUAUGGUCUCUUCAUUUUGCAGAUGAAUGUUUAAAGAAUUUACAUGCCCAGUGCUAUUCAGUUCAAGCUUAGAAGGUGAUGAGCUUCGAGUAAUUUUGUUCCUGUACAAAUUAUUUUUUUCAAGUAUUAUACCUAGUGAUGCAUUUCAUCCAUACAUUGACCAAUUGACCUCCUGAUUCAACAAGGAGGGUAAAAAAUGGGACUUUCUACUUUGAGUGUUGAUUGACAUAAGUUUGUGUGUGGCCUGUAGCAAUCCGAUAUAUCCUCAUAGACUUAGAUCUGUUAUUUCUGCUUUCUCUGCUUACGCUUUCUGAUUUGACCAGUCCCUCUGCUCUUUCAGGGUAUACUGUUAAUUGUUGUAAAUUUGCUUUACGCAAGGGUUUUGUCAGUCAUGCAGAGACUUCUGCUUCAAAUAUUUCUCUGUUAAUGUUCUUGAGUAAUCAAAUAGUUGGUUUGGGGUUUGGUUUUUUUUUUUUUUUUUUUUUUUUUUUAAAGAAACGUUGAAUACUGUAGAGGUUUUAAUUGGGGUUUAAUAGUUUUUUCACCGGCUCGGAUCAGUAUCAGAGUUCUGGUAUUAACUUGUGGUGGGGGUCUGACUAUAAAUGUGACUUCUGUAAAACUGAUAAUGCAGUUAGAACUUGCAAGCCUGUAAAAGCCUGUACCUUCCUCUGAGCCUUGACAAAUACGGGUGCUGGAAAUCCAGUUGCAAAUGCCUGAGUGUAAUCCUGUGAUUUAAAACCAAAUAGCAAUGUCUUUCAAAAUUGUUUUGACUUCCAUGGUGAGCAUGGGCUUUGAUCAUAUUUCCUGAGUCUGUUGGACACCUUCCCCUCUAUGUAGGUCCAGUGGCGUACACCUGACUUGACUGGGAAACUGGUUGGAUCCGUAGGAAAAGAGAAUGAGACGCUUGCAUAGUGAUACCAGCAGCUAACUGGAGAAACUUGGAACUGCUGAAGCAUGAGGUGGUGGAUACUGUAAAGAUGCUAUAGAAAUGUGGUGUGGUUGAAAAAGAUGCACAAUUAAAGACAAAAAUAAAUGAAGGUGAAGCAGAUUGCUACUGGGAGUGUUUGUCCUGCCUAUUUUGGGGGGCCACUGAAGCAAAGCAGUCACGGCAGGGUUACGCUGGUGUUAAAUGCUGUCGGGUCUGGAGCAGUUUUGCUUUCCCUGCACUGUUGCUGGUACCCCGACUAACACACGCAAGCCUUCACCUCCUUGUGCUACAGGUUGAUCAAACACACUUCCCUCCCCUGCGCAGCCAAGGGAGGCAAGCA